CUUUUGAGGUGGACCAAAAAGUUGUUCUAACUUGUGAUAAAAGAAUGAACAGAGUUUUUUGGUAUCUGUUGAUGACUGAUGUUUGAACCCUUCUACUGAGACGAGCUUGAAGGGAAUGUACUGACGGAUUGACAUCAAGAUGGCGAGUGUACAGUCCUUCAGCCUGGACGAUGAUCCGGUCGAGAAAAAGUUCUACCGCCCCUCAAAAUACAACAACGAAAAUGUCCUCAUUAAAUUCUUAGAAGAGGUCGAUAAUUUCAAAUAUCUGAACCAGCCGAAUGCCCGAGGGUUCACUGCACUCCACUUGGCAGCAAUUCAUGGCAGUUAUGAGUGUCUCAAGAUUCUAUUGGAUCAACGAGCUGAUCCGAAUAAGAAAGAGAAAUGUAGUGGAAAGACGCCUCUCCAUUUUGCCGUUGAGAAGGAAAACGAGAAAAUCGUCAAGACGUUAUUGAACUACGGCGCCGACCCCAAUGCCACAGAUGAGGAUCAGGUCACCCCGCUCGAUAUCGCUGAAAAAAACGAGUUGGCAGAAAUCGUAACACUACUCCAUGAUCAACAGGGAGCAAGAAAUAGGGAACUCAAAGCCUUAAGAGCCAGUUUCAGUGAUGCCGUUCAGUCAAAUGAUAUCGAGGCAGCCAGGGAGUUCGCCCAGCAGAUUUCCGAAUCCGUCGCGGAGACCAUUCAUUCAUUCUGUAAUGGUGUGCCAUCAUUACUUUAUCGCUCCUGUGAAGCAGGUAAUUUCGAUAUGGCGUGUCUGCUCCUGAGUUACCCGGGAGUUGACCCAUGCGUGGUGGACCCUCUGACAAAAUGGACGGCACUGCAUGCAGCGUGUCAGUCCAGGGUCCAAGAUGAGAAGAAUUUGGUCAAGAUUCUGAUUGAGAAAACACCUGUGACUGUUACCAUGGAAACAGCUGACGGUCAGCUCCCUCUACACAUUGCUGCAGAAAAAGGACCGCCAGAGGCUGUCAGUACGAUACUGAACUAUCCAUAUGAUGACGGCAAUAAGGAGAGCUACAAGGAUAGAGAUGGAUUCAAAUUCUUUUUCCCAUUCGACCUGAAUAAAACAGAUCAGUCUGGGAAGACGGCAUUGUUCUCUGCCUGCGUCGCAGGAUGUAGUAAAACUGUUGAGAUCAUGAUUAACUUUCGAGUUAAUGCGUCGCGAUUUGAAUAUGCAUGCGAUUAUGAUGAUGAGUUGGAACAAAACGAGACAGGACUACCUCACAAUCGGUCGUUCUACCAAAACACCCAGGAAAUUUGUCCAUUUGAUGCGAACUGCUGCGGAAAAAGUCCACUCUCUGAUAUCAUACAGGAACAUGCAAAAGCUGACCAGGAAAUGAAGAAGGCGUACCUCGCGAUUGCUGAGAUGAUUCUGAAGCAGGGUGUAGAUCCAAAUGCGGAGAUCAUCGUGGAAGACUUGAGUCGAAGUCCCCUCAUGCUGGCAUUCGAACAUUCUGAUCUGGGCAUGAUCGAUUUGUUGAUGAAGUACGGGGCAUGUGACGUAGGUCAACAGGUUCUGAGAAAUGCGGCUUUCAACGAGCAUUACAGAGUGAUCAGCAUCUUGUUGAAGUACAGCACCUUUCCCGAUCAGCGUAAUAAAAUCAAUCAGGUUCGGAUGCGUGCUGAUGGUGAAAUUGGCGAGGACAUCCAUUCGACUGAUUCAGGUUUCCGUACGAAAUUCCCGACGAAGGCUGUCAGUAUAAAUUGGCAAGGUCUGAUUCCAAACAUGGACAAGAUUCAGGAGGAAUGGUGGACGGACGCGUGCCUUCAUCAUAAUGAGCAUCUACGCUUUCGCAAAGACUUUGUUCAUUUCUCCAUCACGCAGAUUGACAUCUCGAACAAUUCGCUGAAAGAACUCCCACACGAGAUCUUCCACCUGCCGUCACUGCGGUUCCUAAACGCAUGCAGGAACAACAUUGAGGCAUUACCUGACCACCUUAAUGCCUACCCAGAGGUCUUAGAAGAACUUCAAAUACAAAGGAACGAAAUUCCAACCCUUCCAAUUUGGUUGUUUCAUCAGAGCGUUGCAAAGUUGGCGCGAUUGAAUGCAUCUUCGAACAAAAUAUGUGAAUUGCCAAAGGAAAUUUGGACCGCACCAAAACUGACUGAGCUGAUUCUCGUGAACAAUAAAAUAUCUGAAUUGCCUUUCCAGUCGUUCAAAAGCUGCAUUGGACCCAGCUCGAAAAUAGCCUCCAUUGGACAUGCUAAUAGUAAAGCUAGUGGCCUUGGCAGGAGACUUCAGAUGCAAGUCUCCGCUGAAGGUGAAGAUGAGGUCGAUGCAGUUUCGUCACCACUGGCCUCAAUGAUACAAAACUGCACCGAAAGUCAAUUUAGUUCGUACACUAUCUGGGAAGGAAAGAUCCCGAAUCUACAAGACUCGCUCGAAGGACCUAUUGGUGAUGAGGAAUUUGUCGAGUCAAGGCUCAAGGAAUUGAAUUUAGCUAAUAACUGUUUCAAAGUUGUACCACAGAACUUGCCGUGUAUUGUGCCGAAAUUAUCCAAGUUGAACCUGUCAGGGAAUCAGAUUAUGGAGAUUGGCCGCCCAAAAGAUUACCCAAAGUCUCUAAGGGUGCUGAAUCUGUCCGGGAAUACGAUUACGGGACUGACCAAGAAUGGUGAUACCGAUGCAGAGGUCGAGUAUAUCUCUCGUAAUCAGCUUCAAGCAGGAGGGAGAACUGGCUCUACCAGAAAAAAACAUGGCAACACUUUUUCCGGCUUGGGUGCGAAAGAGGGCAAUCUCUCCAUACCGACGUGCUUCCAUCGACAGCACCACCGCUUCGACAGCCUACACACGCUAUACCUCGCAAACAACAUGCUCAUCGAGCUGAACCUGACCUUCAAGAGAAGGAAGGAAUCAGAUAUUUCCAUUCCUGAUACGGGUGUUGAGAGUCUGCCAAAAGGGGGAGCGGUUACUGUACCCAGGCGUGGGUCGACGCCAUUACCGGCUAAUAGUAGUCAGACGUUACCAUCGGAUUCUGGCAAGCGAAUUUCUGGUGAAGUAUUUCCACAAAGUUACACAGAUGAAAAGAAUGAGAAGCGUCAGUUGUUGAUUUUUCCGAUCCUGUCCACGCUGGAUGUGUCCAACAAUAAGCUUCAUGCGAUUCCGGAUGAGAUCGCAGAGAUGGAGCAUCUCACACAGCUGAUACUUAAAAAGAAUGAUAUCAAAACGCUUCCCAGUGCCCUUGGCAACUUGAACAAAUUGUGGAACUUCGACCUGAGCGGAUGUCCAUUGGAGGGUCACUUGCAGACCCUUAAAGCGCAGAAUGCCAGCACGCUGGAUAUAUUAGGAUAUUUGAAGUCUCAGCAGGACAAAAUGGUUGAGUACAAUCGCUUGAAGCUGAUGGUGGUGGGAGUGGAGAACAUCGGCAAGUCGAUGAUGCUGAGGAAUCUUAGGAAGCAUGAAAACAACCCAAGUGUCGAGCAGAAGACGCGUUCACAGAGACUAGGCCAGCCCGAUCUCCGCUCCAAGAAGGACAAGUACUUGCCAACAGAGGGCGUCGACAUCCAAGAGCUUACCAUGACCAAGAACAAGCAGAAGGUGAUAUUCAAGACAUGGGAUUUUGGUGGAAAACGAGAGUACUACGCCACCCAUCAGUAUUUCCUUUCUAAACGAGCUCUUUACCUGGUUGUGUGGAACAUGGAACAUGGCGAUAAUGGCAUCAAGGGGUUGCAUCAGUGGCUCGUCAAUAUACAAGCGAGGGUCCCAGACUCGAACGUCAUCAUUGUCGGCACCCACCUUGACCACAUGAAGACAUCAACGUACCCUAAAGAAUGUGUGCAGGACUUGUGUAAUAAGAUCGAGACCCAGUUCAUCAAGAUCAGUGAGAGCCCUACCCAUGGUUUGCCAAGAGUCCUCGAACACAUCGAGAUUAGUAACACCAAGCGAUUUGGAAACAAUAUUGACAAGCUUGCUGACUUGAUAUUUAAAGUUGCUACCGGGCUUGAUGACCCCUCCUCAAAGCGUCCAUUUGUGAAGCAGGAGAUUCCACACCGCUACCUUGACCUUGAAGAUGUGGUAACGGAGCUUGCCUUGGAGAAGAGAAAAAAGGGGGAGGGACCAGUUCUUACCACAAAACAUUACAAUUAUGAGGUAAUGGAGAAGAUGAGGCGAGUCAAGCAGCAGACGUUCGCCAGUCACAACGAAUUGGCUCAGGCAACACAGUUCCUUCAUGAAAACGGUGUCUUGCUUCAUUAUGACGAUCCCACGCUCCAACACCUGUACUUCUUAGAACCUCAGUGGCUGUGCGACAUGCUGACAUGUGUGUUAGAGAAUGAAGAUCCUUCUACACCAAGAAAUGGUCAAAUACGCAUCGGAGAACUGAAGCACCGUUUCCGCAACUCGCCAUACAAACACAAGGAAGUAGAACAGUACAUCAUUGACUUGAUGAACAAGUUUGAACUUGGCCUCCAGUACGAUGAUGAAAAUCUGAUCAUACCACAGCUGCUGCCCACUGAGAAACAGCUGCGGGAGAAGCACCCUAAUAUCAAGGAGGUCUGGAUCCCUUUGAAGAAGCCUAAAGUGUCUCCAAACCAGAAGAGAGGGAGAAGACCUUCAGACCUGAAUCCAAGCCCGGCAGCAACGUACAUGCCUCCUGAGGAGCCCUCUAGUGGUGCAGUCGAUAACCGCAUCUUCAGUACGAUACCUGGUCUAAUGGAACCUGGAUCUAGGGAAUCGCGAGAGUCACGAUCUUCCACAGUGUCGUAUGACUCCGUUUCGGAACGUGGGUCUGUCCACGAAAGAGUCGGCCCAGUGAAGGAAAAUUUCAUACCAGAAGGUUUCACCAGACAGGUGGGGAGAUCGUCAUUUCACAUUCCCACACCGGACAGGACACCUCAGGCCUCACCCAAGGUGAAGCGAGAACCCAUUGUACCAACCUUGCAUCCAGGUUCUGUUACCGUGGAGAUGAAACCUGAGACUGAGACAAUGAAGUCGCUGCGCCGUUUGUACCUGAUGUCGUAUUUUCCGAGCGGGUUCUGGGCACGUCUGAUAACACGUCUGCUGGCUGAUCAAAGCAUGAACCAGACGGUCCAUGAUAUGUACAAACCGCCACCAGAGAUUGAAGAGAAUGCAGACCUAGCCUCUACCAUAAGCAGACCUGAGUGGCUAUGUUAUCAAACAGGCAUCGAACUAGUCCACAUGAACACCCACGUGCUCCUGGUGCGGGAAAUCACCGAAGAAACCACCGACCUCCCGUGCGAUUAUCGACGAUGUCAACUCCUUCUCCAACAAGAGGGGCAAUGGAGUCCAAUAAACAAACUCGACCAGUUGUCUAUCCUGGAAGUUCUGCUGCCGAACCAUGCAAUCGACUUAAAGGUCUCCGAUCGAACGAGUACGAUGGACAUCACAGCAGACGCCACCCGAGCUCAUGUCUCCUGCAAUCUGAAAUCGGCGACAAAAUUACUUGCGACUGUUAUCAGUCAUGUUGAUAAUCUUCUGGAGGACUGGUACCCUGAUGUCGGAUUGCGAUUCGCGCAGAAUAUCCAGGGCAUGUACCUGAUUACGCGGAUUGUGCCGUGUCUGAGGUGCUUUAUUCACCAGACAGAGUUACAGACACAGGUUUCCUCAGAUGAUGAAGAGUGUUGGUCUCAAGUGUUCAUCAGAAAUGGACUGGCGUCGGUUGUGCGGUCCAUCAAGCUGGAUUCUGAGGCUCAUCUCGUACACCAUGAAUUCCCACCUGAUAUCUCUCCCAUACUCAACGAGACCGUUGAUGACGCAAUUUACUGCUUCACUGUUGAGGAAUGUAUGUUGGCAACCCAACAACGACAGAUGAUCGUCUGUGAGAAACAUCGCCAGAUCGCAUCGCCGACCGCAGGAGAUUCUGAACUACACAUUGCACCAGAUGUGGUGUUUGCCGACCUAGAUGACCACCAACUCAUCAACCAAAAUAACAUCACACGCAAUAAAUACCUUGGCCGGGGCGCUUUCAGUUCAGUGUUUAAAGGCAUCUAUAAGUCCCAGAAUCGAACAGAAGGGGUCGCCAUCAAGGUGCUGGAACCAAUCAAACCAGGGAAUGAGGCAAACUCUGGCGAUAUGGAUAACUAUGAGGUAAACCAAAAAAAUUGGAAUCAAGACCCUUUGCGAGCGGCAUGCAAGUCGUACCUGAUCGCCCGCCAAGAGUGUGGCAUAAUGUUCACGCUAAACCACAAACACAUUGUCCAGCUUCUGGGUAUCAGUCUGCAACCUCUCAGCCUCAUAUUAGAGGUGGCGCCACUGGGGGAACUGUAUGCCAAGUUGAAGGAAUAUCGUAAGAAUAGCGCCAGGCUCCCGAUGUAUGCCAUCAAGAAGAUUAUUCUUCAGACUGCUUCUGCGCUCUUCUAUCUCCACAACCAUGACAUCAUCCACCGAGACCUGAAAUCGGACAACGUCAUGGUAUGGAACAUGCCACCUCCUCACAACACGGACCCGACGCAGCCGGUAGACGUCAAGCUAGCUGAUUACGGAAUAAGCCGUGCCGUGUUACCGACGGGUGGGAAGGGGUAUGCCGGGACGCCAGGGUUCGUUGCGCCGGAGGUCAUCCAGUUUAUGGGAGAGGAGAGCUACACAAAAAAGGUGGAUUGCUUCUCGUUUGGGAUGCUGAUCUACGAACUCCUGACACUGCAUCGCCCCCUGGAGGAUCAGUUGUCAAACGCAGCCAACUGGAAGAGUAUCAUACUCAACAGCGACAGACCUUAUCUCCGGAAAAGUGACACUGACCUGUACCCCACACAUUUCCUUGACCUAAUGGUGACCUGCUGGGAACAAGAGCCACAUAACCGCCCCUCCGCCGACGAGAUCAUCGCCAUUGCCUCGACACCAGAGUUCUGUCAUCUCCGCCAAGCGGUGUCACCGGACAUGUGUCAAAAUCUCCGAUGUGCCACGUCAAUCAGGACUCCAAAUCGUCCCGGUCUCGACGUCAACAUUGUUGACCUUGACGAGGACAUCCCCCAGACUGACGUCUGGUUGAGCUCAUUCCAGGUGCGGGCGAUGCUGGAAGUUGUCACCUAUGAGAACGAGAUACCGAUUCAGACCAAGAGUAUCAAGCUGAAGCAGCCCAGUUCGAUCUUGGUCAUGUGUCCUAUCGGUGAUUACAUGUGGUGCGGAGAUGAUAAGGGUUACAUUAUCGUUAUUUGCCAAACUACCUACCGUGAGACUCUCUGCGUCAAAGUCGGUGGAUCCUUGGGGGUCAAGGUCACUAGCAUCGUGUACUUCAAGGACUUUGACCGCAUCCUCAUCACCCUCGACAACGGCAGGAUAAGAGUCUGUGAUAACAUGCCGAACUCUAAAGCUGAUGACCUCAACAUCAAGGAAUUCUACGGGAAUGGCAAAGAUAUAAAUUGUGCUGUAGCUGUGAAUUCUGCUCACCACGAUGAAGUUUGGUGUGGACAAGCAGAAGGUGCCGUACUCGUUUGGGAUUCCAACCACCUCGACAGACAGCCGCAGGUUGAACAUCACUACGAGGCCUACAAUAAUGACGUCAACACAUUGUUCCUGGUGACAUCUGCUAGUGAUCAAAAGUCGUUGUGGUCGUAUGUGUAUCCAGGUACAUUUGUCUAUCUAUGGGAUACAGUAGAGAGAAAAGUCAAACGUUCCCUUGACUGCAGUCGCGUGAUUCCUUAUGCGGACAGACAUCAAAAACAGAUCAUACAACAUGGAAAAUUACUUCCUGGGAAAACCCAAAUUACUGCCAUGAAUGUAAUCGACAACGAACUCUAUGUGGGUACAACCUGGGGUUGUAUCAUCGUCAUCGACAAGUCCACCAUGCACCAUAUCACAAGUUUCCGCUGUCACGAACAGGACGACAUCUACGUCAAGGCCAUACUGCCGUUGACCUUUGAGGAUUCAAGCGACCUUGACCCAAGGUUUGGUGCUCCAACACAAGAUAACCAGAUCGCAAAGAACAUUAUCACGGUCGGGAAAGGUUACAGGAAUGUUAUGAAGACGUUGUCGUCUGCCACGGUGACCACAAUCAGACGACACUCACUCCAAAAUCGGACAUUCCUGCUGUCAUUCUUGGCAGAAAAUUGGAAAUAUUACUGAAAAACAUGGACUAACUUUGAGUUUUGGCUAGCUUUGAUUUUGGGCUAGAUUUGACUUGGAGCUGGCUUUGACUUUGAGCUAGUGUUGACCUUGGGCUAGCUUUGACCUGUUUGGCUUUGGGCUAGCUUUGACUUCGGGCCAACUUUGACUGUGGGCAAGCUCUGACUAUGGGCCAGCUUUGUGUUUAGGCGAGCUUUGACUUUAGGACAGCUUUGACUUUGGGCCAGCUUUGACUUUGGGCUGACUUUAACUUUGGGCCAGCUUCGUGUUUAGGUGAACUUUGACUUUGGGCCGGCUAUGACUUUGGGCCAGCUUUGACUUUGAGUUGGUCACUUGAUAACUCAUCAAGUAAGUCUUAAGGAAGACUGAAAUACACAAGAGUUUCGCUCUUCAAACUGUUAUUUCAGAAAUAUUUUUUGAAGCAAUAAUAGGGUUGGGUAUGAAGACUUCCUAGUUCCAUGUACAGUUUUCGAUACUUGAAGGAAGAUUUUUCAGGGAAUUCCAUGUGCUUUCUUAUUUAGUAAAUUGUGCCAAUAUAUAGAAAAAAAUGUGCUACAAAGGAUAUACUUUUUUGAUCAUUGUUAUUUGUUGAUAUUCCAGAGGUUAACCAGUAUUAUUUCUUAUAACCACACGGUGCUUAUAUAAAGGUUAAUGCAAUAUUCACUGCAUGUCUUGUACUUCCAUUCUCACGCUACACAAAUAUCACUGAAUCAACUUUUCAAGCUAAACAACAACAUCGCAAAAAUGUCGAAACCUAGGGGUAAUUUGUCAGUCACUCGGUGAAAUCAAGUCACAGCAUAAAAAAUGGUUGUGAUAAGACAUUUUAGAAGUUCAGUGGCUAUAUAUGUGACCUGUCGCAGCAAAACCAGGCGCAUGUCGCACAGAAGAUGAGCCUAAAUGACACCAGGAGAUAAUGGAAGAAAUUGAUGUGCUCAUAUUUCACAAAAGGCAGACAAUAGAGAAAUGAACAAACAGUCCGUCUCAACCUGCCAAGCUCAGAGCGACAUGCGUCUGUAUUUGCUGUGAUGGGUCACAUAUUGUUUUGCUGUCCAGAUGAACACAUAUUGUAAUGGGGUCGUCAUCCUGACGCUCGUGGCCUUCUACUCUAUUUAGGUAUAGAAUAUAAGCCCAUGACUUUUUUUGGUCACAAAUAUGGAAAGUAACCCAAUGAUUUUUUGGUCACUUUCUGUUAAUUGUAGUCUAUACACCUCUCCAGAAAUGGGGUGCUGAGUGUCCGAAAUAAUGAUGACAUAAGGGGAAACUAGGCCUUAUGGUGGAGGGACAAAGGAGAUAGUCAUGGUUGACCAACACACUUGAAUGCCUUUAAUGACGGACAAUUUGGAAAAAGUUAGUUCCAAUGCAAGCCACCAAUUUCGGGAAGCUGUAUAUCGGUCCAUUUCAAGCAAACUUUGACUUACUGCAGCCAUGCAUACAGCAUUGCUGAUGUUGCCAGUCGAACAUUUGAAUCCUAUCCCAGCCUAUCAUGAUAUAGCUAAACAUGCUUGGUCAAAUUUCCAUAACAUGCUUGGUCACGUCUCCCUCGCCUAAUCUCCCUCAUCAUUCAUCACAUUAAAAAAAUUCACUUCACUUUGGGAUCACGAUCUUCUCGUGAAGGUGUGACCAGGUGAAAAGAACUGGGACCAAGGGUUUUUGCCCACACUUCAUGGACAUAAUAGUUUGAUAUUUGUACCGAACACAUGUGCCUGUUGAGAAUGACUCGAUAUUUGUAGCAAAAACUUGUGCCUCUCUAGUAGGACAUAAUAUUUGUAGCAAAAUUGAUACCUGUCUAGUAUGACUUGAUGUAGAAAAAAACUUGUGUCUGUCUAAGUAUGACUUGAUAUUUGUAGUAAAAAGUUGUGCAUGUUUUCUCGGCUUGAUAUCUGUAGAAAAAACAUGUGCCUGUCUAGUAUGACUUGGACCCGAUGUCUGUAGCAAAAACUUGUGCCUGUCUACAGGGUGGCCCAGAAUUAUUUUCCCUCACACAAUGGCUACAGAAUAGAAUUCGAUUGUGCAAGGGAAAAUUAUUCUGGUCCACCCUGUAGUACGACUUGAUAUUUGUAGCAAAAACUUGUGCCCGUCUAAUUAUCUGCCUUCCAUGACUGUUCAAAUACACAGUACUAUUAAUGGUGCUAUACAUGUUUACAUAAUUGUCUUUGAUCAUUGAAGUUUAAGGUUAUUAUAUCUUAUUAUUGAAUGAUAUGAAUGGAAUUAACAAAAAUAACCUGUGUCCAUCUUGUAACUUGACAAUAAUGGCAUCAUAUGCACUAAAUUUUGGCAUAAAAUCUGCUGUGUUACUCCACGGUGCUAGCACAGAUCAGUUUGCUAUCCACCGGACAAACCUACCAUCAAGUAUGGGUUCCUUGCUGCUGUGCAUUUUUCUCUCUAUGUGUUGCAAAUCAUUAGGAGAUGAACGCAUAGGUUAUUGGAAGACCCCAAAAUCACAGUUUUUCCAACAUUAUUGACAAACUUAAGCCUUUCCCAGGACAGGUCAGCUCGGCAAGUUGGAAGGCCUACCUGAUUCUCAGCAAGAUGGGGAAUCGAUUCUCCAUGGUGCUUAUUGGAGAAGACAAUUGAUUUACAGCUUUUAAAUGCUCUACGUAAAAAAUAACUUCUCUUUAUAAUUCUUCCUCUCUCCAAAUAGUAGCUUUUAUUAUUAUUAUUCUUCUGCGUUCGGAAUUUUUGAGAUGCACGCUAGACAGUCAUUCCAUUAUCGGUAAUGAAACAGAGCCCAGAGCUUUGUGGCCAGGGUGGUGUCCUUUGGCCAGUAUUCCUCUCUAUUCUUCAUUAGGCAGCUGGUCUGAAGCACAUGAGCUGGAGUCUGGUCUCCAGGUCUGCAUUCACACUGAGCAGAUUCUUGUAAGAGUAGCUUUCAAAUUUGAGAAGAUCAUGUUGAUAAUGUCAGAUUCCAGGAUGGAACCUUUUAUGGUGCGUUCUAUACUGCUGAAAAUAUUUGUUAAUCAUUACUAAUUCUUGUUAUCUAGAAGAUAAUUAUGUUAUUACCUUGAAGAAGAUGUGUAGUCCCUUUGUAUAAUUUUGCUAGAUAUCAAAUGAAUCAAUAAAUUAUCAGUAUA
This is a messenger RNA of Lineus longissimus, 11085 nucleotides long. RefSeq names its product leucine-rich repeat serine/threonine-protein kinase 1-like. The record is from RefSeq and is a predicted model, not a curated record. Lineage: Eukaryota; Metazoa; Nemertea; Pilidiophora; Heteronemertea; Lineidae. The transcript has 31 exons. The coding region runs from base 140 to 8014 and encodes 2624 amino acids. Gene Ontology annotation, molecular function: ATP binding; protein binding; protein kinase activity. Gene Ontology annotation, biological process: protein phosphorylation.